AGUAUAGUUGCUCCACCGUGCCUUGUGGUGGAUCAGACGCUGAUCCAAAUCUUCUAUCAUCAGAAUGACAGGAGCGCAAACCCUAACACUGACCAUGUAUUUCACACUAAUGAUUAUUUCCUGCUUGGUCUCAGGGCAGGAAAGCCACCACCAGGACUCCAUUUGGAUGUAGUUAAAGGAGACAAGUUGAUCGAGAAACUAAUCAUCGAUGAGAAAAAGUUCUACUUGUUUGGGAGGAACCCGGACCACUGUGACUUCACGAUAGACCAUCAGUCAUGUUCACGUGUGCAUGCAGCACUCGUCUAUCACCGGCACCUCAAGAGGGUCUUCCUCAUCGACCUCAACAGCACCCAUGGCACUUUCUUGGGCAGAAUUCGCCUGGAGUCACAUAAACCUCAGCAGGUACCAAUCGACUCCACUAUGUCGUUUGGGGCAUCCACACGAGUGUACGUGCUGAGAGAGAAGCCACAGACGCAGCCCAGCACUACAGCUGGUGACAGCGGUGUGGAGGACGAAGAGCUGAAAGGACUGCUCGGUUUACCGGAAGAAGAGACCGAGCUAGAUAACCUGACUGAGUUCAACACAGCACACAACAAGCGCAUAUCUACUCUGACCGUCGAGGAAGGCAACCUGGACAUCCAGAGACCCAAGAGGAAGAGGAGAAGCUCUCGAGUGUCCUUCAGUGAGGAUGAGGAGAUCAUUAACCCUGAGGAUAUUGACCCUUCGGUUGGCCGUUUCAGAAACAUGGUACAGACUGCAGUCGUACCCUUAAAGAAGAAGAAAUCUGAGGGUGCUCUUGGUGUAGAAGACAGCAUGGUACGUCGUUUCCAGAACUUUCCCCUCAGGACAGGUCUUUACGGUGACCUGCCCCCUGCCAGUCAUGAGGCGAGCACUCAGGACAACGAGCACCAAGCAGGCUCGGCCAUCACGAGCGGCCUCCCUCUACCCUUCCCCAACCCGGCUCCGGAGGUGGACGUCUUUACCCCGACAUCACAGCCAGCAGUCAUGUUGAACCCAAACCCUGCCCCUGGACCGUACACAGCCGAAUCUAUGAACGAGCCACGCAAAAAGAAGUACGCCAAGGAGGCGUGGCCUGGAAAGAAACCCACACCUUCACUACUCAUCUAACACGCGUUAUCGGACGGCGUGACGACAUGCACUUGACUUUUAUGAACUACCGUUAAACGUAAAACCUCUAAAGUUACAAAACCGAAUGGUCAUAUUUGUCUCAGUAUCCGAAUCUUUAAAAGGAAAAGCUAAUUCUGUAUAAUUUAUAGCUACGGUUAUGUCAGAGGAACAGUGUUUACCAGAGACUUACAUAAACAACUCUUUAUUUGUCAUUGUAGGUUCUUCUGAGGUAUUUUUCCUACCGUUGUAGGCAUGUCACCACAUGUAUCAGUUAGUUACACAAUGCGGCUCAUAGCACACCAUUAAAAUAGCAGAUGAUUGCAAGACUAGACUCAGUAGUUUAAUGCUUAAGUCACUAAUCUUUAACCUUCCUAGAAUGUAAAUGUCAACACUACACUUUCUGUAAUGCAACAACCGGACAAACCCUUCUUAACCGAUACAGUAUCUCAAUGUGUAAACUUCUGUGAGUUUGUUUUGUGUGUUUUAUAUUUUUAUAUCUGAGUAUAUGAAUAGAAUAGUGUGUAAAAAGACAGAGAAAAUGAUUGUAG
This is a messenger RNA of Tachysurus vachellii, 1676 nucleotides long. It is a transcript of the gene ppp1r8a, whose product is annotated as protein phosphatase 1, regulatory subunit 8a. Bases 421 to 1128 code for a protein of 235 amino acids. Gene Ontology annotation, cellular component: nuclear speck. NCBI's taxonomy places the organism in Eukaryota, Metazoa, Chordata, Actinopteri, Siluriformes, Bagridae. The record is from RefSeq and is a predicted model, not a curated record. The transcript is spliced from 6 exons. Gene Ontology annotation, molecular function: mRNA binding; protein serine/threonine phosphatase inhibitor activity.